CUCCAAGUGGAGAAGGUUUAGCAAGAUUGCGGGGUAAACACAGACGAGGACAGUUAUGUCUGCCAAUCCGAAAGAUUUGAUCAGUCUCUCUAGGGGGGAUGGUACCUCGGCCGUCGUUCAUUUGCACGGUGCCACAUUACUGUCCUGGAAAUGUAAAGGUCAGGAGAUGCUGUUUGUAAGCAAAGAGGCUGUAUUUGACAACAAGAAAGCCAUCCGAGGUGGAAUCCCUAUAGUGUUCCCUAAUUUUGGUCCGUGGAAGCAUGGUCCCCAGCAUGGGUUUGCCAGAAUCAAGAGGUGGGAUGUGGAGCAUGAGCCAGGCAGAGAUGUGAACGGAAAUCCAACGGUGUCGUUUUCUUUGUGUGACGAUGAGGGAACCAGAAAUAUGUGGAACAUGAAGUUUAAACUGGUUUACACAAUUGUGUUGGAAGCAGACAGCAUUAAGUUAACUCUGACAGUAGAAAAUACAGAUAGUAUUAUCUAUGACUUCACCUGUUUACUACACACUUACCUGGCCACACCUGAUGUCACCCAGACAAAGAUUGAGGGUCUUGAGGGACUCUCCUACAUAGACAAGCUGCAAAAUGGGGAGAAAUGCACAGAGGAGAGGAAGAUAGUAAAAAUUACGGAGGGAUAUGACAGAAUUUACAAGAAUGCCCCAUCAGAAAUCACAGUGUCUGGGCUGGAUUGUAAGUCUUCUGUGAAGAUCAACACAAAGCUCUUCUCUGAUAUUGUGUUGUGGAACCCGUGGGAGAAGGCAAGCGGCAUGUCAGACUUUGGGGAUGAGGAGUAUCAGACAAUGCUUUGUGUGGAGCCAGGAUAUCUGUACAAGACACAGGAGAUUCACCCGCGACAGGUCUUCACCUUCAACUUGACCAUGACCAGAGUACAGUAGAUGGGUCACAGACAGAGUCUGUCCGUUGCUCAUCUAUGGUUGUUCCCAUGCACAUGACGCAGGAGAUUCACCCAUAGCAGGACUUCAUGCUCUUUCAACCUGACCAAGACCAGAGCACAGUAGAUGUGUCACAGACAUAGUCUGCCCGUUGUCCAUUUAUUUUUUUUUCAUUUUCAGACAUCAUACAUGUAUAUGCACAACAGACAUGGACAUCGUCCUUUCGAUUUAUUCUUGUUUUCUUUUUUACUCCUGAUAUUCUGUAAUUCGCAACUGUGCAGCAAUAAUGGACUUGAACUGAAACUCUCUUGUCGUAUAAUGUGUUCAUUUCUGAAAGUUUUCAGUUUUUCUUGAAGAAAGGAGCACAUUUUCAUCUCACAUCCUUGGUUAGUUUCACAUUAAUAGCAACAAACAAACCACAUUCGAAGCGUUUAUUUUGAUUGUUUGUUUGGGAUGAAUGUGUCAUUUGUCAUUACCAAGCACCCUUUGGUCCACAAUGCACAUUUCAUGUACUUCAAUUCUCGCCACAUUUACUACUGUUCACUUUUUAUAAAGAUGUCACUAACACCACGACUAUUUGGAGGGUAAAAAGUUGAGGAAUUUUUUCACUUUGUGAUGUUUCAAACCUGAAUUUGGGCCUUUGGUGCCAAAUACAUUACAGGACAAGAGAAAAUUGUCUGUACACUCAGUGUAAGUACAUGUAGGUGUUUGAUCCAUUUCUGUAUACUCCAUUUUCUACAUAAACAUUCCAAGUUUUUAGUACAGGUUCACACAUAACAUUUUGGGCAUGUAUCAAAGCAUACCACAUGAUGAUCUUUUAAUUCCUUGAGAGAAAUGAGAUAAUUGUUGUUAUCUUUAAAUGGGUGACAUACAAACUGAAGCGUAGAGUACAGAAAAACUUAGUUGAGUAUUUGCACUGACUGACUGAUACUUCACUUUGCUGCUUGAACCAAACAAAACUACAAAUAUGAUAUGGUCCUAGAUGUUUUUGUAAGAAUAUAUAUGAAAACUAAAUGUUUUGCCAAGCUUUUGUUAGAUGUGAAUGUGUGGAAGUGCUACAGCAGGUGUGUUUUAUGAUGUGUGGAAUUGAUAUUGUCUAGAUACUUACUUGUAGCAUUUUUGUCAAGUCCUUGCUUCUUAAUGUCAUUUAUAUUUUUGCAUAUGUAAUAUAUCACCCCUGUAUGUGAAGCAAUAUUGAUAUGAAAAGAUAUAAAAAGUGGCAGAUAGAAAUAUUUAGAUGCACACAUCUAUUGCUUUAUGUUGUCAGAUUUUGACUUUAUAUAUUUAACAUUUUCCUCACAUAGAGUUGUAUGUAGUUGUUGUAUAGGUUUCAUUUCAUUUUAUUGUACCUGGGAUACAAUGUCCAAGUGUAUAGAUAUGAACUAUGUGAAUUUUCUAUGUAGAGUGUAGCCUGGCAAACUGUUGUGGAUGAUAAUUAUUAUCACAUCAUUUUGAGUAUUUCUAGUUGUGGAUACCUUUGUGGUGAUUUUAAAUUCUACAGUUUAAUAGACAGUGAAAUAUUAUAACUCGUGUUUGUAAAGAAAAGCACUAGAACCAUGUAACACUUCUAACAGCCACAUAAAAGUGAUAUGGAGACCAUACUCAUUGAAGUCUAUGUAGUUAUUGAAUAGGUAGAGAUCAAUAAUCAAAAACUACCAUAUAUUGGUUUUGAUUACAGAGGGUAAUUUCAUACUGAAACGGAAAUAACAAUGAACGUGAUGUGUUGUUUUUUUUUCUUUUUCUUUAUUGUGGAAAAUUAUUGAUUGUUGGUCUGUUUAAAGGAAAUUCUACUAUCCAUCCUGACCAAUCAAUCACAGCAAUCAAGGUCACAUGAUCCUGAAUCUAGACUUGUGGUGUACUGUUGUAAAAUUACAGUUGUUGUCUGUUUUACCAUUUAACCAAAAGAUAUUUACACUUUAAAAGGAAAUACUCUUUUUGCGCCAGUAAGUCUUUGGCACAAAGCACAGCAACAUGUUUUCCAUUUUUCUGAUUCACUAUACAGGUAGGGUUUAUUAGGUAAAGUUUUUACUACUUUUCUUUACAAGCUCCACAUGUACUCUGUGUUUAGAAAGUAACUUUGUUAUUUAGAAGAACAUUUUUGAACAAAAGUUACUUCGCUGUGUAAAACGUAGAUUUUCUCAUGAAGAUUUCUUCUGGGGAUGUAUUAGCUGUCUUCUUUUUUCUUCUUCAUGUAUAUCUGUGAAGAUGAUGAAGAAAUGUAGUCUGAAAGAACUAAUUUCAGUUGGGUUCCAUACAUAAAAUGAUUAAAGAGAGAUAGCAACGGAGAUGAAUUGAUUAAGGCCACAUGUCCGACAGUUUAAUAAAAGGACAUAAUCCUCAAAAUAAGAUUAAAUCAGACACUCAACAUACAGUUAAUAUGAAUUUUUAAAAAAAAUUUUAUUUUUUUUUUUUCAUUUGUAUUUGUGAAUGAUUGGAUAAAUGUAGCCUAAGAAAUGUCAUUUAAAACUAUAAUUUCACAUUUAUCUUUUAACACAAACUUUAAGAAGUUAUUGAAAUUUAUUUGUUAUAUUGUUAUGUACUAAUUUUAAUGAUACGUUAGUAUUUAGGACAUGGUUUUUUAAAAUCCUCAUUACUUUACAUAUACAUAUUAUUCAGCUGUGGAUAGACUUUUCCCUCAAAACAUUUCCUUUAAGGCCAGAAGAAUUAAUUGUGGAGUCAGGAUGGACAUGUGGAAUUCAAAAGUAGAAUUUUUCAGGAAAGAUAUAUUGUGUUUCUGUUCAAACUUAUAUUUGUGGAAAAGAUCUGCCGAUUUGAAAACUUCAGCUGAGGGUUUUACAAAAUUUAACUGUCUGCCUUUACAUUAAUUUAUUAGAUCUUAUUUUUAUCACUACUGUGUAAUUUUUGACCGUUUAUUAGUGUUUAUCAAAACUAUUUAUAUGAAAUCAUAUAUGCAAAACUCGAUCAUGCUUAUAUUAUUGAUGCCACAUGAGAUUUGGCAGUUAUAUAGUACGUGCAGAAGUUUGUAUUUAAUUUUAUACAUGUAUAUAUGGCCAUGGUAUAUGAGAAAUUUAUCUAUUUAAACAUUUGCAAAGAUUUAUAUUGUCAACCGUGAUGUACUUUUGUGGUGUAUUUAUUAUUUUUUUUCUCAUUAGUUUUUAGUCUUACAUUGUACAGUAUGGCAUUUUCUUCCUUUAAUCUUGUGUAUAAGAAAAUAAGCAUCAUUGUUUCAGUAAAUUAGGAUUAUGUAAUAAAUUCUUAUAUAUUU
Messenger RNA from Liolophura sinensis, 4115 nucleotides. RefSeq lists its product as uncharacterized. The record is from RefSeq and is a predicted model, not a curated record. Gene Ontology annotation, cellular component: cytoplasm. Gene Ontology annotation, biological process: carbohydrate metabolic process. Gene Ontology annotation, molecular function: glucose-6-phosphate 1-epimerase activity; carbohydrate binding. NCBI's taxonomy places the organism in Eukaryota, Metazoa, Mollusca, Polyplacophora, Chitonida, Chitonidae. Bases 56 to 892 code for a protein of 278 amino acids. The transcript has 10 exons.